AUUAAACUACAAGAGAAUUAGACAUCUAGAAAUAAUGGAAUUUGUGAUCAAGUUGCAAAAAAUACAGGUUGCCUAUACGCACAGUUUCCAACUGAAAUGGCAUUUGAAAACUGUAUAAAGAUAUUUAGAAAUGAUGGAAUUUGUGAUCAGAUUAGCAAAGAAUGCAGAUUGUCCAUACACAGUUUCCAAGUGAAAUGGUAUUUAAAAACUAUAAAGAUAUCUAGAAAUCAUGGAAUUUGUGAUCAAGUUGCAAAAAAUACAGGUUGCCUAUACGCACAGUUUCCAACUGAAAUGGCAUUUGAAAACUGUAUAAAGAUAUUUAGAAAUGAUGGAAUUUGUGAUCAGAUUAGCAAAGAAUGCAGAUUGUCCAUACACAGUUUCCAAGUGAAAUGGUAUUUAAAAACUAUAAAGAUAUUUAGAAAUGAUGGAAUUUGUGAUCAAGUUAGCAAAGAAUGCAGAUUGUCCAUACGCAGUUCCCAAGUGAAAUGGUAUUUAAAAACUAUAAAGAUAUUUAGAAAUGAUGGAAUUUGUGAUCAAGUUAGCAAAGAAUGCAGAUUGUCCAUACACAGUUCCCAAGUGAAAUGGUAUUUAAAAACUGUAAAGAUAUUUAGAAAUCAUGGAAUUUGUGAUCAAGUUAGCAAAGAUUGCAGAUUGUCCAUACGCAGUUCCCAAGUGAAAUGGUAUUUAAAAACUAUAAAGAUAUUUAGAAAUGAUGGAAUUUGUGAUCAAGUUAGCAAAGAAUGCAGAUAUCUAGAAAUAAUGGAAUUUGUGAUCAAGCACUAGCAAAGAAUGCAGGUUGCCUGUACACAUAUACACAGUUCCCAAGUGAAGUGAACGUUUUAAAAUUGUAUAAAGGUAUUUU
Molecule: messenger RNA, 862 nt
Organism: Nylanderia fulva
Lineage: Eukaryota; Metazoa; Arthropoda; Insecta; Hymenoptera; Formicidae
Source: RefSeq, a predicted model, not a curated record